Molecule: messenger RNA, 606 nt
Organism: Camellia sinensis
Lineage: Eukaryota; Viridiplantae; Streptophyta; Magnoliopsida; Ericales; Theaceae
Source: RefSeq, a predicted model, not a curated record
AUGGAAAAGGUCAUGCCUGCUGUGGUCAAUGUAAUGAAGGAAGAAGCUACAUUGGUUACUCUGAUUAAACCCCAAUUUGAGGUUCCCAGAUCUCAAGCAUUAAAGGAUUUGCCUCGAGAAAAUGUUCAGUUAACUACAAAAUUUGGAAUUGUCAAAAUGGAACCUACUCAAGUUGUGGUGAAGGAUACCGUUGAAUAUGUGAACUCUUGUUGUGAGGCUAGUUUGAAGCACCUUGGUGUGGACUACAUUGAUCGCUACUACGUACACCGGAUUGACACAUCAGUACCUAUAGAGGAGACUAUGAGAGAACUUAUGAAAUUGGUGGAAGAGGGUAAAAUAAAAUACAUUGGCUUAUCAGAAGCAAGCCCAAACACAAUAAGGAGGGCACAUGUUGUUCAUUCUAUAAUUGCUCUACAAAUGGAGUAUUCCUUUUUGACUCAAGAAAUUGAGGAAGAAAUAAUCCCUCUUUUGCAUGUUAAUGUUAUUUAUAUAUUGGGUUAUUUUGAGGGCGUUACAAACAAUGAUGUUGAGAAGGUAGUAAUGGAGAAGAAGCUCAUUUUGCUGAAUAAGCGCCCCGGCAAUACAAGUUCGGGAAGUGCUGCAUAA